AUGUCCUUAUCUUUACUAACUCCUCGAAUGAUAUCACGUCAGUGUCUCACUCGUAUAAUUGCUAUACGAAGUGCAUCGGGAUUGAAGCUACGGGGAGAACAAUCAUUGAAAGCUGACCCAGAUCAAGGAUAUUUCAAAUAUGAACGAGACAUCUCCCGCGACAAACGCUAUAGCAACCCACAGAAGCUGGGAGACACUCCCAUGAGCAAAACACAGUUCGGCGACAUAGCAUGCAUGUUAGGUCUGCUUGAAGUUGUUAUCUGUCAAGUCAUCCACAUCUCACGAAGGCUAAUCAUGACUAUGACUCCUGAAUAG
Cylicostephanus goldi is the source of this 315-nucleotide messenger RNA. Lineage: Eukaryota; Metazoa; Nematoda; Chromadorea; Rhabditida; Strongylidae. The record is from the annotation of a GenBank genome assembly.